Molecule: messenger RNA, 270 nt
Organism: Polychytrium aggregatum
Lineage: Eukaryota; Fungi; Chytridiomycota; Chytridiomycetes; Polychytriales
Exons: 1
Molecular function (GO): protein binding
Source: RefSeq, a predicted model, not a curated record
CGGCAAAUCUUCCAAUAUCUGGAAGCAGCAGCCAAAGCAAACCAUCCGAUGGCACAGUUCCACUUGGCUGAGUGUUAUCUUCAUGGCCAUGGAAUCAGCCAGGACCACACCAAGGCUGUCGAGUUGUAUCGUGACCUCGCAGAGCGUGGACUUGCACAGGCUCAAGUUGGCCUCGGUCGAUGUUUCGAGAACGGCGAAGGAGUUGACCAAGACUACGAAACUGCCAUCAAGUGGUACACCAAGGCUGCGAACCAAGGCAGCGACAGCGGU